GGCGUGCGUGGGGCGAGGAGCGGUGACAGUUGCCGCGGGCUGCCUCUUUCUCUUCGCCGCGGGCUCCUGGCCGGGAAGCAGCAGCGGCGGCGGCGGUGGGUGGCAGACCAGUAAGAGCAUACCUGAGGUCAAUGAUGUUUUCCAAGCUGACCUGCUCUCGGAGCACUGCUGCUCUCUGGCGAGGUGUUCAUGCUUCCUUGAGUUCUGCUGCCUCAGCUGCUCCUAAAAAAAACAUCCAGGGAUCUCCCACCUCUGAUUUCAUAUAUGAACGUGAGGCUAAAUAUGGUGCCCACAAUUACCACCCACUGCCUGUUGCUCUGGAAAAAGGAAAAGGUGUUUAUGUCUGGGAUGUUGAAGGCAGAAAGUAUUUUGACUUCCUGAGUGCUUACAGUGCUGUUAAUCAAGGCCACUGCCACCCAAAGAUUGUGAAUGCUCUGAAGCUUCAGUCUGAAAAACUGACCCUGACGUCCAGAGCAUUCUACAAUGAUGUUCUUGGAGAGUAUGAGGAAUAUAUCACCAAAAUGUUCAAUUACAACAAAGUUCUUCCAAUGAACACAGGAGUGGAGGCUGGAGAAACUGCCUGUAAAUUGGCUCGGAAGUGGGCUUACACAGUGAAAGGAAUUCCAAAAUACAAAGCAAAGAUCAUUUUUGCAGCUGGCAACUUCUGGGGCAGAACUUUGUCUGCUAUCUCUAGCUCUACCGACCCAUCCAGCUAUGAUGGCUUUGGACCCUUUAUGCCAGGUUUUGAAGUGAUCCCAUACAAUGACCUACCAGCUCUUGAGCGGGCCCUUCAAGAUCCCAAUGUAGCAGCUUUCAUGGUUGAACCAAUUCAAGGUGAAGCAGGUGUGAUUGUUCCUGACAAAGGCUAUCUCAGAGGUGUGCGGGAGCUCUGCACAAAGCACAACGUCCUGUUUAUCGCCGAUGAAGUGCAGACUGGUUUAGCCAGAACAGGGAAGAUGCUAGCUGUUGACCAUGAAAAUGUGAGACCUGAUCUAGUUCUUCUUGGAAAGGCCCUUUCUGGUGGCUUAUAUCCUAUCUCAGCAGUCCUAUGUGAUGAUGAAGUGAUGCUGACCAUCAAGCCUGGUGAACACGGCUCUACUUAUGGAGGAAAUCCGUUGGCUUGCCGCGUGGCCAUAGCAGCGCUGGAGGUAAUUGAAGAGGAAGAGCUGGCUAAAAAUGCAGAAAUCAUGGGUACCAUACUAAGAAACGAGCUGAUGAAGACACCAUCGGAUAUUGUAACGUCUGUGAGAGGAAGAGGACUGCUAAAUGCGAUUGUCAUUCGGGAAACCAAAGACUAUGAUGCCUGGAAGGUGUGCUUGCGGCUGCGUGACAACGGACUGCUGGCCAAACCCACACAUGGUGACACCAUUCGACUGGCACCACCCCUUGUGAUCAAGGAGGAUGAAAUCAGAGAGUGCAUUGAAAUAAUUCAUAAGACCAUUCUGUCAUUCUGAACAUGUGGCUUUAAAAAUAUCUCUGCUGACUGGCCCAAGGGGGUGUGUUGAAAUGCGUGUGAUGGAGGCCUGCUCUUGGAGCAAGUGUCUCUUAUUCCUUGUGUCUAAUAAGAUUUGACUCUUAAAACGUAGCUAUGUCUUUAAAUUAAAGUAAUAAAGAACUCCCAAUCUUGCAGUACUUGGAAA
Messenger RNA from Pogoniulus pusillus (Red-fronted tinkerbird), 1640 nucleotides. RefSeq names its product ornithine aminotransferase (gene OAT). Lineage: Eukaryota; Metazoa; Chordata; Aves; Piciformes; Lybiidae. Gene Ontology annotation, cellular component: cytoplasm. The record is from RefSeq and is a predicted model, not a curated record. Gene Ontology annotation, molecular function: L-ornithine transaminase activity; identical protein binding; pyridoxal phosphate binding. The transcript has 10 exons. The coding region runs from base 132 to 1454 and encodes 440 amino acids.